Limanda limanda (common dab) is the source of this 4180-nucleotide messenger RNA. It is a transcript of the gene ippk, whose product is annotated as inositol 1,3,4,5,6-pentakisphosphate 2-kinase. Gene Ontology annotation, biological process: inositol phosphate biosynthetic process. The transcript has 14 exons. Lineage: Eukaryota; Metazoa; Chordata; Actinopteri; Pleuronectiformes; Pleuronectidae. Gene Ontology annotation, molecular function: inositol-1,3,4,5,6-pentakisphosphate 2-kinase activity; ATP binding. Gene Ontology annotation, cellular component: nucleus. The coding region runs from base 101 to 1615 and encodes 504 amino acids. The record is from RefSeq and is a predicted model, not a curated record.
GUACUCGGAGCCUCAGUACUUCCAGUACUUCAGUAGUACUGCUGCGAGUACCGGUGGAAGUACUUGUACCUGCCGUGCACCCGUCGGGCCUGUCGCCGUCAUGGAGCUGGACAAAAUGGACGAGAACGAGUGGAAGUAUCACGGGGAAGGCAACAAGAGCCUGGUGGUGUCCCACGUCCAGCUUCCCAGAGUUCUACGUCUGCUCAAGUACCCGGCUGAGGACUGUGAGAACCCACCGCAGACACCUGAGCAGGCCUUCAGGCAGAUCCAGAACGUUGUUGACUUCAGCUCCAACGUGAUGAGCAGCCUCCUGGGAGAGAAGUUCAUCCACAGCGGGGAAGUGGUCAAACUGCCGCUGGAGUUCGUACGGCAGCUGUCAAUCAGAGUUCAGCAUCAAAGACCAGCGAUGCGCUGUGAUAAGGUGAUGGACAUCUACAGCGGCUGUGCUCUCUGUCUGCCCAACCUGACGUCUCCAACUCUGCACCAGCCAACACACACUCUUCCCCUCUGCAUUGAGAUCAAGCCUAAAUGUGGCUUCCUGCCGUCCUCCAAACAUGUCAGCAAAGACAUCAAGACUAAAGUGUGUCGCUUCUGCAUGCACCAGCACGACAAGGUGGCCCGUGGGAAGUGGAAGAGACGCAGCCUGUACUGUCCUCUCGACCUGUUCUCAGGGAACAGGCAGAGAAUGCAGUUUGCCAUCAGACAACUUAUAGAAGAACCUCAGAACAACUUCAAAAUCUUCAAGGGCGGUCAGUGCAUUUACAGUAGUAAAGAAGGAAGUGACGACUCCUUGGACCUGAACUCUCUGCUGCAUCAGCUCAGACCGUACUUCAUGUACGGAAACAACCGAAUCAUCAGUCACGUGACCGGCAAGGCUGUUCUCAACGACUUCAUCCAGGUCCUGGUGAACGCCCUGCUGAGUGGUGGUGGAGGAGGAGGGCACGGCGGGGGGGUGGCGGACAGAUGUGGAGAGGGGCGGAGCUUCUGUGAAGCCAGUCUCUUCAACAAGGAGAGGAUUCGUCACGGCUCUCAGGAUUUAAACAGCAACAGCGUCCUGUCCCGGAUUCUUCAGACUCAGAUGUUGGACUCGCUGAACAUUGAAGGUCUUCAUCCUUUGUAUCGUAGAGUGGAGCAACAUCUGCAGGACUUCCCCAAGGAGAGAACUCGUCUGCAGGUGGACGGGCCGUACAACGAGGCCUUCCUGGAAACGCUGCAGAAAUGUCCGGCUGAGGACGACGGCUCCGUGGAGUACGCCGCUGCCAAGGUUCAUCAGUACCGCGUUGCCAUGACAGCCAAGGACUGCUCCAUCAUGGUGGCCUUGGUGCCGAGCCCUGAGGAGGAAGAGGAGGAUGACGAUGAAGGUCUCUCCGGUCAGACGUGGCUCCGAGACUUCCAUUCAACCAGACCUCCCGCCUUCUCCUACUCCGUCUCCAUUCUGGAUCUGGACCCGAAGCCGUUCGACGCCAUCCCGUGCCAGCUGCGCCUGGACCAGAGGAUCGUCUCCUGCUACCUGAGGACCGGGGGGGCGCUGCCGAAGGCCUCUCUGCAGCCGCUGCCGGACAUCUACACUGCUGCAGAGAGGGACGACUGCACGCUGCUGUUCCACCCGGUGUGAGGGCCACCGAGGAGGAGCCAGGCGACACUACAGGAGACAAAGAUAUCGGACACCACACUGAUGCCUGGAACAGAGACGCCAUGUUGAUCCCAGAGGUGGAGAAGAGUCAAGGAGCAGAGCUGUUUAUUCACUGCAGCCCUUCCUCCUCCUCUUCCUCACUCAGACCAUGUUGUAUCAACCCUCUGGUUCCUGCUGCUCAGCAACAAAAGAAAUCUAAAGCAAGUUGCAGCUAAAUCACCGGAAAAACGACAAGCAGAUGCAUUUAGUUUCCAGAUCUUUUGUGAUGUUGUGGCAGUUUGACAUUUUACUCCUGAUCCGAGGUCACUGCUCCGUUCUGCCACAACUCGCAUCGACUGGAAACCUCGUACGAAGCAUGGCUCUCUCUCUCUUUCGAUGACAAAAGUGGAGAUUAAAGGACAGGUUCACAGUCCAAGUCUUUAAAACAAAAAUCAGGCGUCCAUAUUGAAACAGCGACUGGUUUUCCUGCUGUGAUUAAUUCCACUUGUCGUUAAGAGAUCUUCUCCUUUCUGCACUUUCAAUGUACAUAAGUGAUGAGGUGCAGAAUCCACGACUGCAGAAACAAAGGUUUAUUUUACAUUUUUACAAAUAAAGUUGGUAUUUUCUCAAGUCAGAUCUUAACAGUGUUUCCCACAGAUUGUUAAUCUAUGAGGAGCGUGGAUGUUUAUGAAUGUUUUUAAAGGAAACCAAAGAAGUGAGAGAGAGAGCCAGCCAGUGGGGCGGAGAGAGUUUAUAUUGUUAUGAGAAGUGUGAAAAGUUUAUUGGAUCAUUAUGAAACUGUGGUAGGAGAAAUUAGACCCAGUUAGCUGCCGCAGUCAAAGUUAUCAGUGGGAAACACUGGUUUGAUACUUUGGUUAUAAAAUCAAAUGAGGGUUAGGACAGUUAUCAAAUGGGUUUAGUUCUGGAUGCAUUGAUUUUAGUUCGGUUAGUUUUCCAGCUUUUGUGUUCUGGAAGUGUUUCCUUGUUGAACUGUGGUGCAGCGGUUGUAACACAGAGAGGGAAUUUUAUUCUGAAAAGGGAGAAACUUUGACAAAUAUCAAUAUGUGUGGUUUGUUUUGACACAAACUGCUGAAGCCUCGACAGUCUGUGGAUUCUGACGCACAUCGGGAUCAGAUCUCUAAACCGACAAUAUGAACGGGAUGAUUACAGCCGAGGAAACCGCGGCUUCACUCUCACACGGACGCCCGAGUAGAAGGAACCUGUCCUUUAACCUCCUGCUGCUUUUGUAGAGCUUUGAUGAUGUCAUUUCCUGAAUGUAGGUGGGUGGGCGGGCCGGAAUGUGGGUCCAGGUUGUUAACAGAAUCACAAGUUACCAUGGUUACAGAGGAAAACAUGGUGGAUCUGACUGCCAAACAGUCUCAGCAGCUGAGAUGGUGUUUUUUAUUUUUAUAAUUCAUAACUCUUUUUAUUUUCACGUUGGAGUUUUUCAGUCCAACAACUCACAUCAACUCAAACUAACUCAUGAGACAGCUGCUUGGUCGCGUCACAUCGGAGAAGGAAAUUGUUAAAGCAACACUAUGCAACUUUUAAAACCUCCAAACAGCAGCUUAGUGACUGUGAUUCAGGAGAAAGUUUCCUCAUCACCCAGUAACCAUGAGUGGGUUCGAUCUCCUGUGAGAAGAACUGACAGAACCACAGCUUCUACUGUCAGAUUCAGCUCCAGUGAGUCGAGGAGUGAAGCUGAACUGAUGAUCAGUUAUUAAAAACAUAGAAGUUAUUAAAAACCUGAGUUCAAACCCCAAAACUCAGCAGGAAACUGUUAAAAUGUGAAGAAUUCUAAACAGUUUAGUGGAUUUGUUGCAGCAGCAGGUCCAGGAAGCAGAGGAUCAUGGGUAAUAUCAGUUCAGUGAGUGGGUUACACAAAGCCAAAAACAGAAUGAAUCCAUGUGUUGGCUGCAGGGGGCGCUGUUGCUCAGUUAAAGUUGCAUAGUGUUGCUUGAAGGGUUCGGAACAAACUGAAGACGUCACAGGAGAAAUUGUGAAGGUGUUUUUUUUAAUAUUUCACAAACUAAACAAUUUUAUUAAUCAAGGAAAUAAUCAGAUUAAUUGAUAAUAAACCGUUAGUUUCAGCCGUUGAUGAGACGAAGUGACGACGAAGCAGGUGAAGAAGCUGAGGUCUGAAAGUGCUGAGUCAUCGCAGCUUCUCUGCCUGGUUCUUCAUCAUCAUCAUCAUCCUCAGUGGCCGGGACAGUGACCGUCUCCUUUUGACUGAUGUGACUCUAACGAGGGUUUUCAAGCAGAGCAGGGGACCGAGAGCAGAGGAUUCUGGGUAACUGAGGGUCAGACUGCUGCUCUGCUGGUUGUUGUGCCAUAAGUGGCUUGUUGUGUGUCUAUUUUGUCCAUGUGCCUAAAUGUUCUGGUGGGACUGGAGGACGAGGGUUGUGUGUGUGUGUGCGAGUGUAUUUUUAAAACGCUCACUUUGUUGCGGGCGGCGUUCCCAGCUGAGGUCAGAGGUCAACGCAACCUUGACGCUCCACGAUGCGUUCAGGGACGCUGGGAGGUUUCUGAGGACGCUGACGGAGACUUACAGCUGUUUGAUGAUUGUUG